Messenger RNA from Coccinella septempunctata (seven-spotted ladybird), 915 nucleotides. RefSeq names its product tRNA (guanine-N(7)-)-methyltransferase. The transcript is spliced from 4 exons. Gene Ontology annotation, cellular component: tRNA methyltransferase complex. NCBI's taxonomy places the organism in Eukaryota, Metazoa, Arthropoda, Insecta, Coleoptera, Coccinellidae. The record is from RefSeq and is a predicted model, not a curated record. Bases 88 to 831 code for a protein of 247 amino acids. Gene Ontology annotation, molecular function: tRNA (guanine(46)-N7)-methyltransferase activity. Gene Ontology annotation, biological process: RNA (guanine-N7)-methylation; tRNA methylation.
CCUCAAUUUAUUAAUUUCAACUUUAUUUCCAUGCUCUUUUAGAUUUAUCCAUAAAAAUUCAUUAUUGUUAUUAGGAAAUAGGUAAAAAUGAAUGAGACAAGAGAAGUGCUACCUCUACCCCAGAAAAGGUAUUAUCGUCAAAGAGCACACUCUAAUCCUAUAGCAGAUCACUGUUUUGAUUACCCUAAACAUCCAGAUCUCAUGGAUUGGUCUAUUCAUUACCCGGAAAUGCUGAAGGACAAGUCUUGUGACAAACAAGUUGAAUUUGCUGAUAUAGGUUGUGGAUAUGGAGGAUUAUUAGUGACUUUAUCACCAAUGUUUCCAGAUAGUUUGAUGAUUGGUAUGGAAAUACGAGUGAAAGUUUCAGAUUAUGUUAUUGAUCGUAUUAAAGCAUUGAGAUCACAGAAUCCAGGACAGUAUCAAAAUAUAGCUUGUUUAAGGACUAAUGCAAUGAAGUACUUACCUAAUUUUUUUAGGAAAGGGCAGUUGAAGAAAAUAUUCUUCCUUUAUCCUGACCCCCAUUUCAAAAAAGCUAAGCAUAAGUGGAGGAUUAUUAAUCAGUGUUUACUUGCUGAAUAUGCAUAUUUAUUGGCAAUAGGUGGGAUAGUAUAUACAAUCACAGAUGUCAAAGAUUUACAUGAAUGGAUGGUUACACAUUUUUCUAGUCAUCCUUUAUUUUCAAGACUUAGUGAUGAAGAACUGGUUUCUGAUCCAAUUAUUGAAAAAUUGUAUGCAUCUUCUGAAGAAGGUCAAAAAGUAACUAGAAACAAUGGUGAUAAGUUUCUAGCUGUGUUUAAGAGAAUAGCCGACCCAUAUGAAAAUGAAAACUGAUAGAUAGGUGCAUAUUAUUAUGUAUAUAUCGAAAUAUUAAAAAUUCAAAAAAAUAUUUGUUGCACACUAUCCUUAAUCAUCAAC